AUGCUUCAAGAAGCAGAUCCUCAAUGUUCUGCUAGUGGCUCCACAUCUACCGAUCGGUGUGACUUUUCUUCGGAGGAAGAAAAAAUACUCCAAUUCUGGGACUCCAUUGAUGCCUUUAAUCUUUCAAAAGAACUAUCUAAAGAUAGGCCUCUUUGGACGUUUUAUGACGGACCUCCAUUUGCUACCGGUCUUCCUCACUAUGGACACAUACUUGCUGGAACCAUUAAGGAUGUCGUUUGUAGAUAUGCAUAUCAGAACGGAUACAAGGUACCCCGUCGGUUUGGAUGGGACUGCCACGGUCUUCCUGUGGAGCACGAAAUUGACAAGAAAUUAAACAUUACCUGCAAGGCCGAUAUUGAGAAGCUUGGUGGAAUUGCCAUCUAUAACCAGGCCUGUCGAGAGAUUGUCACCCGUUACACUUCAGAGUGGGAAAGCACCGUGCGCCGUACCGGUCGUUGGAUUGAUUUCAAAAAUGACUAUAAGACCAUGUAUCCUUCGUUCAUGGAGAGUGUUUGGUGGGUGUUCAAAUCUCUGUGGAAUAAAGAUCUGGUUUAUCAGGGACACAAGGUGUUGCCAUACUCCACUGCCUGCACUUCGCCCCUGUCAAAUUUCGAGGCCAACUUGAAUUACAAGGACAUUGUCGAUCCCACUGUCAUUGUGUCUCUUCCGCUUGUCGACCGCCCGGAAACAAGUCUUUUGGUAUGGACCACCACUCCAUGGACGUUACCUUCUAACUUGGCGGUUAUUGCCAAUCCAGAUCUUCUCUACGUCGAGGUCCUGGAUACAGAGACAUCAAAAAAGUUUAUUCUUGCAGAUGCUCUGUUAAGCUCCAUUUACAAAGAUGUAUCUGAUACUUCCGAAUCGUUCAAAAGAAUUUCAUCGUUCAAGGGAUGCGAGCUGAAGGGAUUGUCCUAUCAGCAGCCGUUUCCGAUAUUCGAAUCGCGAAGAGCCUCCCACGGAAACUUUGUUGUCAUUACGGAUCCGUUCGUAACUGCAGAUGCUGGAACUGGUCUUGUACAUUGCGCCCCUGCCUUUGGGGAGGACGAUCAUCGGGUAUCGCUGGCCAAUAAGAUCAUCUCAGAGAACGAGGCUGUCCCAUCUACCAUUGAUGAAAAGGGCCAUUUUGAAGCAGGCUUUUUCGAGGGAACUUCAAUUCCAGGCUCGUAUUUCAAAGAUGCUGAUAAGGAAAUUAUCAAGCUGCUCAAAGCCAAAGACCGCAUAGUACGCCAAACUCAACACAAGCACUCGUAUCCAUUUUGUUGGCGCUCAGACACACCUUUGAUGUUCAAAGCGGUACCCUCUUGGUUCAUACGGGUUACCGAUCACAUUCCCAAACUUUUGGAAAACCAAGCCAAGACUCGAUGGGUUCCCGCAAAUGUUGGGGAGAAAAAGUUCACCCAUUGGCUGGCUGCCGCUCACGACUGGGCUGUAUCGCGAAAUCGAUACUGGGGCACCCCUAUUCCGGUUUGGCGCUCUGCUGAUGGAAAGGAAACCAUUGUUAUUGGAAGCAUCGAAGAGUUAGCUCGCCUUGCCGGUAUCCGAAGCGAUUCGAUCACAGAUCUACACCGUGAAAGCAUUGAUCACAUCGAAAUUCCCUCCCAAAUCGAUCCAAACGGACGCCCUCCAUUAAGAAGAGUUGAAGAGGUCUUUGAUUGCUGGUUUGAAUCUGGCUCAGUUCCCUAUGCCGCACAACAUUAUCCUUUCAGCGAAGUUUCAAAUGCUGGUACGCCGGAACAACCACCGGGAACGUUCGCCUCAUCAUUUCCUGCUGAUUUUAUUGCCGAGGGGAUUGACCAGACUCGCGGAUGGUUCUAUACCCUUUCUGUAUUAAGCACACUUUUGCUUGAUAGACCCCCAUUUCGAAAUGUCAUUGUUAAUGGCCUGAUUUUAGCGGCUGAUGGGAAAAAAAUGUCAAAGCGAUUGAAAAACUAUCCAGAGCCCGAGGUGGUGAUGGGGAAAUUUGGUGCUGAUGCGCUAAGACUUUAUCUCAUCAACUCCCCCGUUGUWUGUGCAGAGUUUCUAAAGUUCAAAGAGGAAGGUGUACGUGGAAUUUUGAGGGAUGUUUUGAUCCCCUGGACCAAUACAUCUCGGUUCUUUACAGAGCAGGCCUCCCUGAUAAGCGCAACGUUUGCGCGCCCCAUUGUUGGCCAGUUUGUCGGCAAUGCGGAUGAAUUUGUAGGGCAGUCUUCAAGUCUUUUUUCGGAUGAUAUCAUGGAUCGUUGGAUCCUUUCACUCUUACAAACGCUGAUUGAAGAGGUGCGUCAAGAAAUGGAUGCUUACCAUUUGUAUUCCGUGGUCCCAAAGCUGCUAACCUUUCUUUCCUCGCUGUCUAGUUGGUAUUUACGUCUUUCGCGCAAGCGUGCAAAGAACGAUGAAGACAAAGAGGACCAGCUCAAGGCUCUUGGCACGCUGUUCCAUGUGCUCUAUUCUUUGACCAUUAUCAUGGCACCAUUCACGCCUUUUGUUGCUGAAAGUCUCUUUCAAGAGCUCUCCGGGUUUAUUUCAAAUGAAAAGGAGAAAAAAACAUCGCCCCCGCUGCUUUCUGUCCAUUUCCAGCCUUUUCCAUGCGUAAAUACUCUCUUGAAAGACAAAUUGACAGAGGAGAGGUUUUCACUUUUCCAAGAGGCCAUGGAUCAAGCUAGAGCCAUUAGGGAGCAAAAGAAUAUUUCGCUCAAAAUCCCCCUUUCUUCAAUGAUCAUCGUUACAAACUCCCACGAGCAGCAAUCACUAUUGUUGCCUCUGGUUUCUUACAUUUCCGUGGACUUGAAUGUCCGCGAUGUCCGCAUUCUGGUGGACACGGAUGUUGAACAUCUGGGUAUCAAAAUUGCCUACAAGGCGCUCCCAAAUUUUUCUCUGCUUGGCCGGCGUUUGAAGACCGAGCUAGAUGCGCUCCAAAAGGCUCUUAGGGAAGAAGUAUGCGAUUCCCAUCUUCGUGCAUAUUUCUUGGACAAGUCAAAAGGGCUAUGUGUUGGCAAUAGAUGGAUCUUGUCCGAAGACGAGGUUUCGAUUUCCCGCUCUGUCCUUGCUCUUCCGGAGCAAUGGGAGCAGCAGAAAAACGCCUCUGCCAACCGCCAGGUCAUCACACUGCUUUGCACAGAGCUUUCUGAAGAUCUUCUUCAAGAAGGUGCCGCAAGAGAAAUACUUUCGCGUAUUCAGCAGCUCCGUAAAAAGGCUGGACUAAAACAGAGCGACACGGUCUCCAUUUACCACGAUGAUUUGGCAUCUGGGUCGAUUUUUGUCAGCCAGGCUGCAUACUUUGAGCGGUCUCUGAAGAAUACGAUUUUGAUACCAAAGCAAACAGAGACCAAUUCCCUUGAGCAUGCUCUCGUCGAUGAGAUCAUGAUCUCAGAUCGCCUUAUCAAACUGACGCUCUCCAGCCAGUUUGAGUAG
Mitosporidium daphniae is the source of this 3390-nucleotide messenger RNA. Its product is annotated as isoleucyl-tRNA synthetase. The record is from RefSeq and is a predicted model, not a curated record. The transcript is spliced from 2 exons. Gene Ontology annotation, molecular function: aminoacyl-tRNA deacylase activity; tRNA binding; isoleucine-tRNA ligase activity. Gene Ontology annotation, biological process: isoleucyl-tRNA aminoacylation. The coding region runs from base 1 to 3390 and encodes 1129 amino acids. Lineage: Eukaryota; Fungi; Microsporidia.